This is a messenger RNA of Stegostoma tigrinum, 2490 nucleotides long. RefSeq names its product golgi associated kinase 1B (gene gask1b). The coding region runs from base 686 to 2173 and encodes 495 amino acids. The transcript is spliced from 4 exons. The record is from RefSeq and is a predicted model, not a curated record. Gene Ontology annotation, cellular component: Golgi apparatus. Lineage: Eukaryota; Metazoa; Chordata; Chondrichthyes; Orectolobiformes; Stegostomatidae.
CAGUUCAUGGGUUGUUAACAAGUGUCAAUUUGUCUUGAUGAUUUGCCAUUUAAGUUCAGUGAACUGUUUUGUCGUGGUGGGCUUGUUUAUUGUUUUCAGAUAUUUAACAAGUGAGAUACGGAAGAAAUAUCAGGGUCACUGCAAUUGCCCAAGCUUCAUUGUCCGGUGGAAUGAAUGAUCUCUAAUACAGUUAACAGUAACUUGGAGAAAAGCGACACAGUGUCAGUUCGCAGUGAAGUGAAUGUUCAAUAUAUAAGCAAGCACCGGAGACCGCAACUGGGAGAUCAGAGUCAAGUUAGAAAAUGUCUAAUUCAUUCAGAAAGGGGGUGGGCACGAUAUCUGUCUAUAAUCCAGACAGCAAGCAGUUACGUGGGAGAAAGUUGACAGUUUCGCCCAAUGCUCCCGCCCUCCAAUGUGCACGAAGACAACUAUUUUGAAUCCAGGAUUGUGCAGUUGCCGCUUGCCUCCAGUAUAUGUCUCUCAGACACAUACAUACAGAGCUGAGUGAGAACAGUUCGCAAUGUGCUUCCUUCAUUCAUUCCCUGCAACUUGCCGAUAGCGGUUAGAGAGAGUGUGUGCUCACAUUGAUCAGUGUGAGACAGGUAGGUGCGGCACGGAUGGGAAAGGAUUUGGGAGUGAUGCUCCGUCUCUGGGCUCUGGAGAGCCGGGUUGGAUCAACACGAGGAUGACUUGCCGAAGAGCUUGCAAACUGUGGUUCUGUCUGCUCGCCCUGUGUGCCUGGCUAGCGAGCGGGAGAUGCCCUAAGAGCAAGAGGAAUUUGUUGAUCGCCACGGGGGCUCUGUUGUACGCCUGCUUUGUGGUACUGCAGGGAGAUGUCUUACCUCGGGAGAGGCUGGACCGAACUGCGGGAGAGAGGCACAGCCAGCUCGGCCGGCUGAUGACCAGCACUCUCCCAACCCGGGGGAGACAGCCGUACAACUUCACCUCCAACCCCAAAGUGGUGUACAUCACCCUCCGCUCGAAAAGGAGGAAGCCGGUUAAAAUCAGAGGCACCGUGAGGCCAAAAACCAGGAAGAAACGUUCGGCUGUGCAGGAGAAUGCUGCUGCUCUGAUGGUGAGCCGGGACAAUCUGGCCCCAUCCGGUGGCAAACCGAGGGGUAACCCGUCCUCACCUUCUCGAGGGGCAGCCCCUGAGAGGGUGAGAAGCAGCGGCGAUGCCGCCUCCAGCAAUAUCCGGAUUUACAGUGACAGUGCCCCCUUUUGGUUCAGCCAGGGGGAUAUCGCCGCCAUGCGCUUCCUGGCCGAUUCCGGCAUUGGCCGCCUCCAGAGGCUUAUCCUCCCGGGCCGCCGGCCCCUCCUCCUCUUCCAAGGUGCGGGUAACCACCAGCGUCCCCCAAAGGCGAACGAAGGGAAAACCGGCCGAACGUCGAGCUGCCGGGCACCGUGCGGGCUCUUAAAGACCCCGGCGGAUACCAGCGAAGUCUUCGCUUUCCAUCUCGAUAGGAUUCUGGGUCUCAAUAGGAGUCUGCCCGCUGUGGUUCGAAGGAUUCAGUCUGUUCAAGAUGGUCUGCCUCGUCCUGUUAUUCUUUGGGAUGAUUCCUUGUCAAUCACCAGUAAUGAUACCCAGUCGACAGUCAAAUUGAAUUGGACGUCUUAUCAACAAUCACUAAAAUGGAAGUGUUGGGUUCAUGGCAAAGUACCUAAACCAGACUGGAGUUGUACUGAUAUUCAUCACUAUGAAUGGUGCAAACUAGCUCUUUUUGAUUUUUUGCUGCAGAUUUAUAAUCGCCUUGACAGAAGUUGCUGUGGAUUCAGACCCAGAAAAGAAGAUACUUGUGCUCGAAAUGGCUGGAAAAUGAACUGUGACAAUCAGGAUAACAUCAGUUUAGUUCAUAUCAUAUAUAGAGAAGAUGAUCAUCGACAUUUAGUAUUCAUAGACAAUAAAGGCUACUUUGACAGAAAUGAAGAUAAUUUAAAUUUUAAAGUGCUAGAAGGAAUAACUGAAUUUCCAGAAUCUGCUGUAUCGGUCCUAAAAAACGGACAUCUUCGAGAAAGGCUUCUUCAGUCUUUGUUCAUUGACAAACUUUAUUGGGAAAGUCAAGGAGGUCGCAGAGGAAUUGAGAAACUGAUUGAUGUGAUUGAAAAGAGAGCAAUGAUUUUUCUUACUUAUAUUAAUGCACAUGGAUACAAGGUUCUCCCGAUGAAUGAGUAACUGUUUGCACUAUUGGUUAAUAUCAACUAUCAAUUACAAUAAUUAAUAUCACAUAUCAGUUAUAACAUAGGUUCAUUCCUCAACAUUGUGCUUUCUUGCUGUUAUGACUUUUCUCUAUUAAUUUCUUCAUAUGUAAACUUUAUACUGCAGAAGCACUUACAAUCAUCAAAAGGUAUGACUGAUGUUUAAGAGACAGGAUGAGUGGAGGCAAACAAAAAUUACUUGCCAGCAAAACUACUUAAGAUGGAAGGUAGUUCAAGGGAAGCAUCUUUACAUGCUGAAUACUGAAGAAAUAAAUUUAUCAAAGUUUUCCUUAA